GCAUCGCAUCGUUCAUUCGGUUCUACGCUGCUCCUACUCUCGCCGCCGCUUCCACUUCCGCCGCCGACGCCGUCUGCGGUGCUUCUCGUGAUUGUUCAAUGUUCUGCUGCUCCGCCGCUUCGUUCUCCGCACCGCCGGCUGUGCUGUUCUCACUUCCAGUGAUGUCACCAUGAAUAGGCAAGAAAGGUUUGUUUUGAGAUUCAGGGAGGAGUAGGAAACAAUGAUUCAUGGAUUCUUUUUCAUGUUUCCAGAACCAUUUGGCAUUUGGCAAUGAUUUUCCUUCUUCUAGUGGCUAAUUCAUUGCACCACUAGCCAUGUUGCAGAUGCGUGUCUCGUUCAGCCGAAUCCCAACCUCGAAUUUCUUGUUCUUACGCCCCUUCGCUGCCACGCCAAACCUAAAGCCGAACCAGAAUGAUGCUGUUGAAACAGUUUUCGGCAUAAUCAACUCCACCUCCUCUUCCUCUUCCUCCUCAAACCUCAGGCAAUCCCUCAAAUCCAGUGGUGUUUUCCUUUCCAAUGACCUCAUUGAUGAUGUCCUCAAGAGGGCCCGAUUUAGCCAUGCUAACCCAUCCCAGACCCUCGAGUUCUUCCGAUACACCGGUGCAAGAAAAGGGUUCUACCACACCCCGUAUUCAUUUGACACCAUGCUUCACAUCCUUGGACGAAAUCGUAUGUUUGACCAAGUCUGGGAACUCUUAAUUGAAGCGAAGAAGAAAGACCGAUCGGUUAUAACCCAACGCACAAUGAUGAUUGUUUUGGCCAGAAUUGCCAAGGUCUGUUCUGUAAGGAAAACAGUUGAGUCUUUUAAAAGGCUCAAGAAGUUUGUGGUGGAGUUUGACACUGAUUGUUUCAACGCAUUGUUGAGAACACUCUGCCAAGAGAAGAGCAUGACAGAUGCUAGGAAUGUAUAUCAUGGUUUGAAGCACAAUUUUUGCGCGAAUUUGCAGACUUUUAACAUACUCUUGUCUGGGUGGAAGACCCCUGAGGAUGCAGAGGGGUUCUUUAAGGAGAUGAGAGAAAUGGGGGUGAAGCCUGAUGUUGUUACCUACAAUUGCUUGGUGGAUGUGUACUGUAAGGGCAGGGAAAUGGAGAAGGCCUAUAAGUUGCUCGAUGAAAUGCGUGGCCAGGAUUUGUCGCCGGAUGUGAUCACUUAUACUAGUAUUAUUGGUGGGUUGGGGUUGAUUGGUCAACCUGAUAAGGCGAGGAAUGUUUUGAAGGAAAUGAAGGAGUAUGGUUGUUACCCGGAUGUUCCAGCAUACAAUGCUGCCAUCAGAAAUUUCUGCAUUGCCAAGAGGCUUGGUGAUGCAUAUCGUUUGGUGGAUGAGAUGGAGAGUAAAGGGUUGAGUCCGAAUGCGACUACUUACAAUUUGUUCUUCAGGGUAUUUUUCUGGUCCAAUGAUUUGCAGAGCUCUUGGAGCUUGUACAUGAAGAUGAUGGCUGCAGGAUGUCUUCCAAACACACAGUCUUGUUUGUUCUUGAUAAAGCUGUUUAAGAGGCAGGAAAAGGUAGAAAUGGCUAUGAAGUUGUGGGGUGACAUGGUGGAGAAGGGUUUUGGAUCCUACACCUUGGUUUCUGAUUUGCUCUUUGACUUGCUUUGUGAUAUGGGGAAGUUGGAAGAAGCAGAGAAGUGUUUCUUGGAAAUGGUUGAGAAGGGGCAUAAGCCAAGCCAUGUUUCUUUCAAGAGAAUCAAGGUUCUCAUGGAACUAGCUAAAAGGCAUGAGGCUCUGCAGAACUUGACACAGAAAAUGGCCAUGUUUGGCAAACCAAUUAAAGCUGGUGAAAUUACAAGGAACCUGAGUUACAUAAGCUUAGACCAGGAGAUGAAUGAUUAUCUCGGUGAGCCAGUACAUCAACGUUAGACGUUCGGUGUAAUUGAUCUUUACUGCCUCUGCUGCGGCUAUCGUAAGCAUCAGCUGUUCAUCAUGUACGCUUUUGAGAUAAAAUGCUCGUGCAUCUUCAACAUUUUGCUUAGUGGAUGGAAGUGGAAAGCCUGCAAUUUUACCAUAAUUUAACGGUGGUUUCUUAGACUUGACUUCUGGCUCAAACAUACAAGCAUGUUUGUCAUGAUUCGAUGGUUUCCUGUUUCAUGACCCUGGGUUAACGUGGGAUGCUUGUGCACCAAGCUGCCCUUUAUUCUUGUACUCCAUGCUGUCAUGCUGACCUUCCAUAUAUUACUUUUUUCUGUUCAAAGUGGUUUAAAAAAUCUUAUGAACUUCAUAAGAUCUUCUAAGGGUUUGAUGGAUUGAAUGAUAUUACUGCCAGUUUAAUUAAUUAUUGGUGUAUUGUUGGCGGUGACCGCAACAA
This is a messenger RNA of Arachis duranensis, 2304 nucleotides long. Its product is annotated as putative pentatricopeptide repeat-containing protein At1g02420. The transcript has 2 exons. The record is from RefSeq and is a predicted model, not a curated record. NCBI's taxonomy places the organism in Eukaryota, Viridiplantae, Streptophyta, Magnoliopsida, Fabales, Fabaceae. Gene Ontology annotation, molecular function: protein binding. The coding region runs from base 315 to 1859 and encodes 514 amino acids.